AUGUCUCCCCACCGCCGCCUCCAUCGCAUCGCGCAGACCCUCGCCCCCGCCCCGCCCUCGCUUGGCCAGCUCACGCUCGGCGAGAUCACGUACGACGUCCCCGCGUCGGCCACGCCCUCGCGGCUCCCCCACUUCGCGGGCCCCGACGGCGGCGCGCCGCCGCUCGACGUGCGCGACGCGUUCAACCUCGACAAUCUGCACUUCUUGCUGCAGAAGUACCUCCUCGGGCAGGACGUGUUCUUGCUCUCGCAGCCGGGGCCGUAUGCGCGGCGCCUCGCCAUGACGUUUUGCAGUCUGGUGAAUUCGGAGUAUGAGUAUAUUGCGCUGCAUCGGGACGUUGGAGAGACGGAGUUGAAGCAGGGCAGGGAAAUUAAGGCGGGAGGGAAUCUAGUAUAUGUCGAUAGCGCCGCGGUGCGGGCUGUGAAGCAUGGCCGCAUUUUGAUCAUAGAAGGUAUAGAGAAGGCCGAGAGAGGCAUUAUGCCAGUUCUCAAUAAUCUACUGGAGAACAGAGAAAUGAACUUGGACGACGGAACGCACAUUCUGCACCCUCAUCGAUAUGCCCUGUUAGAGACCUCAGACUCGAAACGCGAGACCGCAGGCAAACUCUUCGUACCGGCGCACAAGAACUUCCGCGUCAUCGCGAUCGCCGCCCCAGUCCCACCCUACGCAGGAUACCCCCUGGACCCGCCCUUCCGCAGCCGCUUCCAAGCGCGCUUUGUCGACCCCGUCGGCGCCCUCCUCGCCCUCACCCAUCCCGCUCCCUCCGCACCGCUCUCCACCCCAUCCACCGCUCUCGCAAACAAGCUCCGCGACCUUAUCCUGUCGACGCAGUACGCGAGUGAGGCGCGCCAUGAGCUCGACACCGUCGCGCGCCCCGCACUGCCCGCGUUCCCACAGACCGCACUGCAAAAGUUGAACAGCAUCGUAUCCGUGUUCGCGCCUCCGCCACUACUGGCGCCGGAACAGCUAUCGCGGCUGUUGUUGGUCCUGCACCCUUCGCUCGUGUAUGCGCCGUUCCAAGCGUGGGCGAUGCUGAGCACGCGCACCGAACAAGCCGGACUCGGCGCGCUCGGAGCCGCCCGUUCGAGCCACGGGGAAGAUAUUGGAAUUCUGGGGUAUCGUGCGCGCAGCAUCGAGCGCGUAGACAGCAACACAGCGCGCGUGGUCUUCGAGAGCGCUGCGCAGACCGUCUCGCUGGAGGUUCCCGCGGGACCGAAGCAGCUGCGUCCGUUCCCGUUCGUGGGCGACCUGGAGUUCUUCGCGACGGAGCGGUUCCUUGGUAUCUUGACGUGUUUUCUCCAGGCGCAUGCUCUGGGCUGGGAUAUUUCGUACGUCCCGCCUGCGCUGCCGUCCACCGGCUCGUGCUCGACGUCGCUCCUCGUGAAAACAUUCGGAGAAAUAUUGGGGUACGAGACCGAGGCCGUGCAUAUGUACAAAGAGCUCGGCGGGAGAGAGCUGUUGAUGAGGCGCAAGAUUGAAGACGGCGGAGCGACGACAUGGGAACCCAGCCCCCUUGUUGAGGGUGCCUGGGCAGGCCGAUUGGUCCACAUGUCCGGACUGGACGUCAUCGGCUUGACCGCUGGCUCGUUGGCUCGCCUGACUCAGGACAGAGAGGUUGAACUCUGGGGUUCCACUCGCAUUGUGUCUUCAGCCUCCGAAGCCGAGGCUGCCGAGGGAGGACUCUCGACGACCCACCGCUCCUUCCGCAUGAUCAGCACGUCUUCCAAAUCCACCGCCCUCCGCGACUGGCUCUCCGACGAGCAUGCUAAUAUGUUCUUGCCCAUCCCUGCGCAACCGAUGGACCACGCCGAGGAGUCCGCCGUCCUCCUCCAGACCGGCUGUCCGCCGCAUCAUGUGAAGACGCUGCUGUCCUUCGCGGAGAAGUACAGACAGAGCAUACCCUCCGAGGACAUGCUCAAGAACCGCAAGCUCGGCACGCGCUCACUCGUGAGGAUCGCGCGUCGCUUGGCGGGAUUCCCCUGGGACGACGAUUUGCACGCGUUGAUCAGUCGCGUGCUCUUGGCGGAAUUUUUACCUACGACGGAGAAAAUGAGCUUGGAGAGCCUGUUCGAGGAGUGCGAGAUCAAGCGUUUUACGAAUGUGUUCCACCCGUCCCCCGUCCCGGAGGAGCGUGGCGUUCUAUUUCCGCCGCCCAGUGACCCAUUGCGCAAGGUCGAGUCUACGUUUAUACCUCAGUUCCCUGCUGAGCAGGAUCCUGAGGGCGUGGCAUCCUAUGUGCCCCACAUGGACCACUUUUAUGACAAUAGCCUCCAAUCGGCGCUCAUGCGAGACCUUGCCGUGGACUUUGAGCUUUUGGGGGAGCACCUGGUACUUCUCGGGAACCAACUUCUUCGACGGCCCAGAGAAUACAUCCAGCUUCACCGCGAUACCACCGUCAACCAGCUGUUGUUCCAGACAUCCCUCGAAGGCGGCGUCAUCAAGCACACCGACUCGCCGUUGGUCCGGGCUAUGAUACUUGGCCGCGUGAUCAUCAUCGAUGAGGCCGACAAGGCGCCGGAGCACGUUGUCGCUAUAUUCCGCAGCCUUGCCGGACAAGGCGAGCUCACCCUCCCUGAUGGGCGGCGGCUUCGCCGCGUGAGAGAAAGAGAUGGCGAUAUUGAGGUUCAUCCUAACUUCCGCUUGGUCCUGCUGGCCAACAGGCCAGGAUAUCCGUUCCUUGGAAACCAUUUCUUGCAGGUCCUUGGAGACAAUUUCAGUUGCCACUCAGUCUGGAACCCGGAUCUCGAAUCCGAGCGGAGACUGCUUGCACAGCUUGCCCCAGAACUGGAGGAAGAUAUACUGAUUCGCCUAGUCGGCGUAUUCGACGACCUCAGAAAGGGAUACGACGAUGGAUCUCUGACAUAUCCUUACUCGCUACGAGAGCUGAUCGCCAUCGUGCGCCACAUGCGCACGUACCCGACUGAUACUCUAGAUCACGCCCUGCGCAAUGUUUUCGACUUUGACGUGCACAAACCAGAUGCGAUCGACAAAUUGGCGGCCAUCUUGGAGCACCAUGGGUUGCAGGUCAAGCGCCUCGGGCUGGACGCGGGUCGCGAUGCGGCGCAGAAGCGUGUGCUCGAUUUGAAGUUCGAGCCCAAGGGGUCGACUGACCUCGAUAAACCGAAGUUUGGGAAGGAGGACCCGAAUAACGAGCCGCACCACGGGGGUAACACCUGGGCCGGAGGCUCUGGUGGACGGGAUACAGCCGGGAUGGGAGGGCGCGGUGGAUAUAUGCGCUUGUUCAAGGGACACGAUAUCAAGCAGGUAUCAGACGAACUGAAGAAGGACGUCCCCGACGAGAUUAGGGAACAAGCCCGAGAGAUGGCUCGACAGGAGUUGGCCCGACGACUAGAGGAGCUCAAUAUGAGUGCCGCGGAAGCAAAGGGGUACGGCUCACUGUUGACCUCUGUGCAGGCGCACAUUGCGCAACUGCACGAUUUACUUGAGCACCUUGCGGCCAAAGAAGAAGAGCGAGUGUGGAUCAAGCGGCAGACAGAUGGGGAGCUGGAUGACAGUCGCCUGACGGAGGGUCUAACAGGUGAAGCUACGGUUUACAAACGAAGAGGAAUGGCCAAGCCGGAGUUGGGUCGGCCUCAGAUCAAGCCAAAACGUAUCCGGUUCUUGUUCGACAUCAGCGGCUCCAUGUAUCGUUUCCAGUACGACGGCCGUCUACAGAGGAGCUUGGAGACAGCGGUGAUGCUGAUGGAAAGCUUCAACCGACUGUCAAGGAAGGAUAAAUACGUAUGGGAUGUAUAUGGCCAUUCAGGAGACUCCGCAGACAUCCCACUUGUGCAGAUGGGGCAAAGCGUGUCUGAAGUGUCUGAACGUUGGGCUGUCGUAGAAAAGAUGAACCUCGUCACCCAGUACGCUUUCGCCGGAGACUUCACAGUUGAAGCCCUCGAGAAGGCGACCACGGAGGUUUCUAAAUUUGACGGAGACGACCACUUCGUCAUCGCCAUCUCGGACGCCAACUUCUCCCGAUAUGGCAUUACCGUGGAAGACCUCAAGAGAGCGAUGAACCGCCAUCCAAAGGUCCACACCGCGCUGAUUUGCAUCGGCGAGGGGGCUGAAGCGUCCUGGAUUCCGAAGAAUUUUCCGGGGCGGGGAUUCAGGGUGGCCAAUACGUCCGACAUCCCGAAGGUCCUACGCAGUAUCUUGUCUUCGAUGAUCGACCGGUGAUUUUGUGCAUGUAUCACAAGCCGGUACUGACAAAUGGAGCUAUAUUCAAACACCAC
Messenger RNA from Heterobasidion irregulare TC 32-1, 4235 nucleotides. RefSeq lists its product as uncharacterized. The record is from RefSeq and is a predicted model, not a curated record. The coding region runs from base 1 to 4179 and encodes 1392 amino acids. Gene Ontology annotation, cellular component: cytoplasm. Lineage: Eukaryota; Fungi; Basidiomycota; Agaricomycetes; Russulales; Bondarzewiaceae. Gene Ontology annotation, molecular function: ATP hydrolysis activity; ATP binding. The transcript is spliced from 23 exons.